ACCCACCCAGAUCUUCUUUGCAUUGGCAACCCGCAGAAAGCUAGUAAGAAGGACAAGCAAUGGCAGCAGAAUUGUCUCCCACGCUGAGCAAGAGCAUCUUUGAAGGAGCCGGUGGAUCUUACGCUACUUGGUCAGGUGCCGAUCUCCCCCUUCUUACUGAUGCAAAGCUCGGGGGAGGCAAGCUUGUCCUGAAGCCACUGGGCUUGGCGUUGCCGCACUAUUCCGACUCAUCGAAAGUCGGCUAUGUUCUUGAAGGAAGAGCGGUGGUGGGGCUAACACUCUAUGGAGAGAGCAAGCAGAGGAUACUGCUGCUUGAGAAGGGAGAUGUGGUAGCCCUGGUCAUGGGGAGCCUCACGUGGUGGUACAACGAGGAGGAGGACUCCGACUUCUCCAUCGCCUUCUUAGGCGAUACCGCGACAGCUGUGCGACCGGGCGACAUCGCCUACUUCUUCUUGGCAGGAUCCCUAGGAAUGCUCCAUGGCUUUUCGACGGAAUUCCUCAGCAGGGCCUGCGGUAUAAGGGAUGCGGAAGCUGAGGAGCUCUUCGGAAGCCAACCUGGUGCUCUAAUCAUCACACUGCAGCAAAAGCUGCCUGGCCUCAGAGCAUCCCGAGCCGACAGCGAAGGGAUAGUAGUAAACGCUGAGCGCGUAGCGGCAUAUAUCGAUGUGAAGAGUGGUGGCUGUGCUGCGUCGGUGACACGUGAUGAACUGGUGGCGCUGGGAGGAUUCAGGUUCUCCGUCGACCUCACAAGACUCGAGCCUAACGCCGUGCGCUUGCCGGGGUUCUUCGUUGAUGCAGCUGUGCAGCUGAUAUAUGUCGCCAAAGGCAGCGGACGAGUUCAGAUCGCUGGCACCGAUGGCAACCGUGCUUUGGAUGCAGAGGUGAAGGAAGGGUAUCUGUUUGGGCUCCCAAAGUUCUUCGCGAUGUCGGUCAUAGCGGGCGGCGAAGGGAUGGAGUGGUUCUCCAUCAUCACCAGUCCAAGGCCUGCAUUCGAGCAGCUAACGGGGAGGACGUCGGAGCUGAACAUGUUGCCUUCUCAGAUCCUUGAAUCUUCUCUAAAUGUCACUCCGGAUUUGGUGAAGCUUCUGAAGACGAAUGGGAGUGCACAUGAUGUCUUCGCACCUCCAUCUCAAACUAGAAACUAAAGUUACUUGCCUCCAUGUCUAUCCAUCUUCCUUGAUCCAAGGAUAAUAAUAAAAUAAUA
Musa acuminata subsp. malaccensis (wild Malaysian banana) is the source of this 1204-nucleotide messenger RNA. RefSeq names its product glutelin type-B 2. Lineage: Eukaryota; Viridiplantae; Streptophyta; Magnoliopsida; Zingiberales; Musaceae. The record is from RefSeq and is a predicted model, not a curated record.